UGAAAAUGUCCCACAAUCCUGACAAGCCACAUACAAGUGCAGACAAGCUGAGUGCUUUGGAGGAUGGCCAAGAGACAAGCAUGGACACUGCAGGUCAGUCCAUCAGGAAGAGAAUACGACAGAGUCCUCCUGCUUCACACAGAGAUGAUGCACCCAAGUCUAGUCCUCCUAGGCUUGUGUCCAUGGAAGAGCUCAUGGAAACUGCGAAGGGAGUAACCAACAUGGCACUAGCCCAUGAAAUUGUUGUUAAUGGGGACUUCCACAUAAAACCAGCUGAAUUACCAGAACACAGCUUGGAAAAAAAAGUAAGAGAUAUUGUGCACAAAGCUUUCUGGGAUUGCCUGGAAGCCCAGCUGCAGGAAGAGCCACCAACAUAUGACCAUGCAAUUAAACUGUUGGGAGAAAUUAAAGAGACUCUCUUGUCUUUCUUGCUGCCUGGUCAUACUAGACUAAGAAACCAGAUUACAGAGGUUCUUGAUCUGGAUUUGAUAAAACAGGAGGCAGAAAAUGGGGCCCUGGACAUUUCCAAGUUGGUGGAAUUUGUUAUUGGAAUGAUGGGGACCCUCUGUGCUCCAGCUCGAGAUGAAGAAAUUAAGAGACUGAAAGAUAUUCAUGAAAUAGUUCCUCUGUUCAGAGCAAUUUUCUCUGUGUUAGACCUAAUGAAAAUGGAUAUGGCAAACUUCGCUGUCACUAGUAUUAGGCCAAAAUUAAUGCAGCAGUCUGCUGAAUAUGAAAGAAAGAAGUUUCAGGAGUUUCUUGAGAAACAGCCAAAUUCCUUAGACCUUGUCACAGAGUGGUUGCAAGAAGCCGCCGAUGAUCUCGUAAAGCUGCGCUGCAAAAAGCUGCUUCCCCACUGCGGUGACGACGACGGCGCUGCUGCCGGAGCCUCUGCCUUGUGCUCCGUUGCUGUGCAAAACCAGGCGUAUCUGAAGCUCCUGAAAUGGGAUCAUGUGAACAGGCCUUUUCCAGAAACCGUGUUAAUGGACCAGGCCCGUUUUCAGGAAAUACAGCUGGAGCUGGAGCAGCUCCUGCUGACGGGGACCGUCCUUCUGGUCACGUUCAGUGCGGCAGGCUCGGCGCUUGCUGGUAUACCCGGGUUUGCCGAGAAAAUCAAGACCAUAGUCAGGGUGCUGCUGGCAGGGUGAGUACCGAUUAACAUGCGGGAGUCCCUGGCGACCGUCGGCGAGAAGGUGUGCGCGGAGCUCAACGGCUGCCUGGCCCAGCACGGCCCCGCGCCGCUCGCGGCCGACAGGGAGACGGGGCUCAAGGGGCAAAUCCAGGCGGCGGCCAACGCCGACAACGCCAUCUGCUCGCUCAUAGAUUCUCGAAUUCAAAAGUUUCUGGGGAAUUAUCUUGCCUCUAGCCAUCAGAAAUCACUGCCUGCGCUUCCAGGAGGAUUAGGUCCUAUCCAGAGAGAGCUGGAAGAGAUUGCUGUCAAGUAUGUUCGUCUCGUCAACUACAACAAAAUGGUCUUCAGCCCUUACUAUGAUGCAGUCCUCGACAAAAUACUGACUAAGGACGUGUCUCAGCACCUGGAGAAGUCAGAGGAACCAUAAAACCAGUUUGUAUGCUGCCAA
Molecule: messenger RNA, 1577 nt
Organism: Tinamus guttatus (white-throated tinamou)
Lineage: Eukaryota; Metazoa; Chordata; Aves; Tinamiformes; Tinamidae
Source: RefSeq, a predicted model, not a curated record